Molecule: messenger RNA, 4112 nt
Organism: Tupaia belangeri chinensis (Chinese tree shrew)
Lineage: Eukaryota; Metazoa; Chordata; Mammalia; Scandentia; Tupaiidae
Gene: ZNF70
Product: zinc finger protein 70
Exons: 2
Coding region: 103-1530 (475 amino acids)
Biological process (GO): regulation of gene expression
Cellular component (GO): nucleus
Source: RefSeq, a predicted model, not a curated record
AGGUGUGCCGCCCCGCCCCGGCCAGAUCGUGAGAACAGUAAGCCCGGCCCACAGAGAAGCAUUUUUAAAGACACAGUCAUAGGGAUUGAUACCAGGUCCACCAUGGAGGUUCCCCCAGCCACCAAGUUUGGUGAGACUUUUUCGUUCGAGGACAGGAUAGAGACGCAGCAAGAACUUUUCCCAGGGGAGGACCUCGGCGACCCUUUUCUUCAGGAAAGGGGUCUGGAGCAAAUGGCUGUUAUCUACAAGGAGAUCCCUCUUGGGGAGCAAGACGAGGGACGAGACGAUUACGAGGGGAACUUCCGUCUGUGCUCAAGCCCUGUUGAGCAUCAGAGUCCCCCCGCAGUACGCAGACCGCAGGAUGACGAGCUCUUUGGCCAAACCCUCCUCCAGAAACGCGACCUCAGCGUGUGCCAGGGAGUCCACAGCGGGGCAGAGUCCAGCCCACCAGAUCACGAGGACACAGGCAGCGGGGACUCGGGACCUCACGCCCUUCAGACGACUCCCCAGCCAGCCAAACCCUAUGCGUGCCGCGAGUGCGGGAAGGCCUUCAGCCAGAGCUCGCACCUGCUCCGCCACCUGGUGAUCCACACCGGGGAGAAGCCCUACGAGUGCUGUGAGUGCGGCAAGGCCUUCAGCCAGAGCUCGCACCUGCUCCGCCACCUGGUGAUCCACACCGGGGAGAAGCCCUACGAGUGCUGUGAGUGCGGCAAGGCCUUCAGCCAGAGCUCGCACCUGCUCCGCCAUCAGGUCAUCCACACGGGGGAGAAGCCCUACGAGUGCCCUGAGUGCGGCAAGGCCUUCCGCCAGAGCUCGGCCCUCACGCAGCACCAGAAGAUCCACACGGGGAAGAGGCCCUACGAGUGCAGGGAAUGCGGGAAAGACUUCAGCCGGAGCUCCAGUCUCCGAAAACACGAGCGGAUUCACACGGGAGAGAGGCCUUACCAGUGUAAGGAGUGCGGCAAGUCCUUCAACCAGAGCUCGGGCCUGAGCCAGCAUCGGAAGAUCCACACCCUCAAGAAACCCCACGAGUGCGACCUCUGCGGGAAAGCCUUUUGUCACAGGUCGCACCUCAUCCGCCACCAGCGCAUUCACACGGGCAAGAAACCUUACAAGUGCGAAGAGUGCGGGAAGGCCUUCAGCCAGAGCUCCAACCUCAUCGAGCACCGGAAGACCCACACUGGCGAGAAGCCCUACAAGUGCCACAAGUGCGGGAAGGCCUUCAGCCAGAGCUCGUCGCUCAUCGAGCACCAGCGGAUCCACACCGGGGAGAAGCCCUACGAGUGCUGCCAGUGUGGCAAGGCCUUCUGCCACAGCUCGGCGCUCAUCCAGCACCAGCGGAUCCACACCGGCAAGAAGCCCUACGCCUGCGAGUGCGGCAAGGCCUUCCGGCACAGGUCGGCCCUCAUCGAGCACUAUAAGACCCACACCAGGGAGAAGCCCUACGUGUGUAACCUCUGCGGCAAGUCCUUCCGGGGGAGCUCGCACCUGAUUCGGCACCAGAAGACCCACGCUGGGGAGAAACCGUAGGAGCAGCCACGGCUGGAACUCGGAAGCCUUCUCCAGACGGAGCCUGGACCCCACAUCGCUAUGCGUCUAGGACCACCUACCUCCCUGAUAACGAUGCUCAGUGGAGCCCCCCAGAUGCUCCUGAGCGUCCCCGCUAGCUGGGAGCCACACCUGCCACCUUCCCAGCAGGCUUCCUGGGAGGGCGGGAGGGAGGGCAGGGCGAGGGAGGUGAGCCAGAGCCAGAGAGGACAGCCGGCUCUCACUUUUCUCAUUCUCACACGUGACUCCCAAACCCCCAAGAGUGAGUUCUGCCCUCUCUUCACUUUGUCUUUUUAAUUUUAGAAUCCACAAGAAGAGGAAACGUCAAGAGAGAAAGUUGAGUUAAACCCAGGAAGAUGUCAGAUUACUCCCCGCCCCCCUUGAAGUCAGGCUGCAGCCUGGCACUUUCGGAAGACGGAACUCGCCCUCGCAGUCCAAAUGAGCUGAAGAAAAGUGAAUUUAAAAGUAGAUACAGUCACAGCCAGAUGGGAUUUCCUGCCUGGGUUAGGCAUCAGUAGGGACAAGCCCAAAGGUUUUCAGAGCAGAGGAAGGUUCUGGAAUGAUUGGUUUUGGGGUGAGGGUGGCAAGCCCUGGGCAUGGUCUCGUCACCCUCUCUUUACUGUGAGGACGGGCAGCAGGCACUACUGCCCUCCCGGAGCAGCCCCCCGAGACUCAGUGCCCGAAGACCGCAGCGUGCCUUGGGCAUUAGCAGGGCCCGUUUCCAGCCUCAGGGGGUGUGGGGAGUGGGGUGGCCCAGUGGAGGAGGCCAUGGUUCAGUCAGGUCAGUCCAAGUUCUGCCCUCUCUUACCUGCAUGACCUUGAGCAGGUCCCACAGCCUCGUGAGGCUCUGACUUUUCAUCCUCGUGACAGGGGUGAUGGGACCUGGCCACAGACCUGUAAGUCGGGGGGCGGGAGGCAGGGGGCAGGGUUCCCAAUCAGAAAUAGGCCACUUGUGAAAGUGCCUUGGCAACCGAGCAGUCUCUGGUAGCAUUUGAGGACAGACCCAGAGCGGCCCCUACCCCACCUCGUGCAGACCAGAGGAGGGUCCCCGGGAAAUGGGGCUCUUCCGUCACAGCAGGGCUAGCACUGCGUGACUUUCCCUCCCCCCUACAGCCUGUAGCUGGUGAUGCAGCGACACCCCACAUGGACGCUUCCAAGCCUCCACCACCGGUGCCCAUGCUCCCACAUUGUCCCUGUCUUCCCCUCCGGCCUCGCCUGUGGAUUUUUUCAAAGUACCAUCGCCUGCCUCCUGCAAACCACUCAUUGUCCCCAGGGUUUGGGCCCCAGCGGUGGUAUGUUUUCAAAGCUCCCCGAUGGUCGGUGUGGCCAGGCUGUGAGCCGGUCCUGGGUGCUCAUGCAAUCCCCGGUAGCCUCCAAAGGUCACUCUGAGCGAGCAGCGCCUGAAGGCCUUUGUGGCUCAGGACCCCUUGCCCCCUGGCCCCCACGAAUGGGCUCAGAAACUGAAGUCCUCUGGCCAUUAAUAAAGGGUCCACCGCAGGCUAUGGGAAGCUCUUUACUGCUGGUUCUCCCCAGGCUUCUCAGAGCUAGUGGAGGAAGAAGCAGUCUGACCUGUUUUUGAGUUUUCCAGAAGUUUUUGGCUGGAGUCACAUGCACUCAUCCUGGUAAGUCUGAUCAGAAGCUCAGCACGGCAGGACAUACAGUUCUGACGAAUAAACCUAGGAAAGCCUUAAUUGUCACUUGGUAAGUUGGGCUUCGCAGGCCAGAGAUUUGAAAACGAAGGUGAAGGCUGGACAGAUGAUAGCAGGUGUCCGGGCCGCCCCCCCUGGCCAGCCCCUGCCUCUGCUGCAUGAGCGUGGAGCAAAGAGCCGGAAAGCCAGUGUUCCCCAGAACCUCCGCCCCACCAGCUGGACAGCCUUGCCCACCGUCUGCAGGUGGCCGGUACCCUGAGGGUCCUCAGUCACUUGUCAAGAGUGAAGAGACAAUGCCUCCUGACACUGGGACGGUAGGUGGCAUCAGGCAAGGGGCCCUGAAGAUCUACCUCCACUUCACACCCCCUCCCCCAUUCCACCUCAGCUGCCUUGAGCCAGCCUGUCCUUACUGGGCAAGUGUCUGUCGCCUGACUUUGGUCUCCUUCCCCAGGCUUCCUGCACAUCCCGGCCAAAUUGAUUUUUUAAAGCAUCAUUUUGCACAUGUCACCACUCUCCUUAAAACCAACCUUCAGGAGCUUUUCUGCACGUAAACGCUUGUUUCGGCCCAUCUGAUUGACCCCCAUGAAUGAGCCCCGGGGAGUUCAAACUGCCCCUGCUCUGUACUCUAGAUGUUCACUCCAAGGGGCUUGUGGUUCACCUUUGCUGUUCUCACAUAGUGGAAUAUGCACUUUCUCCUCCUCCCGCCUCCCCUUCUCAACUUGGGGACUAAGGUGCCCCCCCUGCCCCAUCAUUCAAGGGUGCAUAGAUUCUCACACAAACGUGGUUAGACCAGGACUAUUUUGGAAGUAUGAACACAGUGGUAUGUUUCUAGUUUCUUCUGUUCAGAUUCUUUCACUGUUUUUGUGUGUAUUAUUGUGGGGUUUUUUUGUUUGUUUUUUGGGUUUUUUUUUUUUU